Molecule: messenger RNA, 1962 nt
Organism: Sphenostylis stenocarpa
Lineage: Eukaryota; Viridiplantae; Streptophyta; Magnoliopsida; Fabales; Fabaceae
Source: the annotation of a GenBank genome assembly
AUGGCUUCUUCAGCGAUGGAAACCUGCAAAUCAGAAGAUAUGCACAUGCAGGUGGACAUUGAGAAGAACGCACAAGACGUACGGUCUCAGUGGGUUCUUAACGCUCCUGAGCCCCCAAGUCCAUGGCGUGUGGUUGCAGAUUCUGUGAGGAAAACCAUCUCUCACUAUAAACAAAAGUUUUCCUCUCUCACAGAUCAACCCUGCACCACAAUCCUCCUGUCAGUUCUGCAGGUUGUUUUUCCUAUUCUUGCUUGGGGCAGAAACUACACUGCCACUAAGUUCAGGAAGGAUCUUCUUGCAGGCCUCACUAUUGCUAGUCUCUGUAUUCCCCAGAGCAUUGGAUAUGCAACCUUAGCACAUCUUGAUCCACAAUAUGGCCUUUAUACAAGUGUGGUACCACCACUUAUCUAUGCUGUGAUGGGAACUUCUAGAGAGAUAGCAAUUGGUCCUGUGGCAGUGGUUUCUUUGCUGUUAUCCUCAAUGAUGGAGAAAUUAGUAGACCCUGCAUCUGAUCCAGUGGGUUAUACAAAGCUAAUUCUGCUUGCUACUCUCUUUGCUGGUAUCUUUCAGACUUCCUUCGGACUCUUCAGGCUGGGGUUCCUUGUGGAUUUCCUAUCCCAUGCUGCAAUAGUUGGAUUUGUGGCAGGAGCAGCCAUUGUGAUAGGGCUUCAACAGUUGAAGGGACUCUUAGGAAUCAGCCAUUUUACGACAAAAACCGACAUAGUCUCUGUCAUGAAAGCUGUCUGGGAAGAAGUUCACAAUCCCUGGAACCCUCGAAAUUUUAUCCUCGGAUGCUCGUUCUUGGUCUUCAUCCUAACAACGAGAUUUCUGGGUAAAAAGAAGAAGAAACUGUUCUGGUUGGCAUCAAUCUCUCCUCUUGUGUCUGUUAUUUUGUCAACUCUACUUGUGUUUUUGACAAGAGCUGAUAAAAAUGGAGUUAAAAUUGUGAAACAUGUCAAAGGAGGAUUAAAUCCAAUCUCCAUCCAUCAGUUAGACUUCAACAGUCCCUACAUUGGAGAGGUGGUCAAAAUUGCACUAGUGGUUGCUGUCGUUGCCCUUACCGAAUCUAUUGCUGUUGGGCGAUCCUUUGCAUCCAUCAAAGGAUACCAACUUGAUGGAAACAAAGAGAUGAUGUCAAUAGGUUUGACAAACAUCGUAGGAUCUUUCACCUCCUGCUACGUCGCAACUGGUUCGUUCUCCCGCACUGCUGUUAAUUAUGCAGCUGGGUGUGAAACUCUGGUGUCAAACAUUGUGAUGGCCAUCACGGUCUUGUUAUCACUGCAGUUUUUGACAAAGCUCUUGUAUUACACUCCUACAGCUAUUCUUGCUUCUGUGAUCCUUUCUGCUCUCCCGGGACUUAUUGACGUCAGUGAAGCCUACAAAAUCUGGAAGGUUGAUAAGAUAGACUUUCUUGCUUGUGCUGGUGCCUUCUUCGGGGUACUGUUCGCUUCUGUAGAGAUUGGUCUGCUAGUGGCGGUGGUUAUAUCUUUUUCAAAGAUCAUUCUCAUCUCAAUUCGACCAGGUACAGAAACUCUGGGAAAACUUCCGGGAACUGAUUUGUUCUGCGAUGUCUAUCAGUAUCCCAUGGCAGUGACGAUUCCCGGGGUUAUGAUAAUACGAGUCAAGUCUGCGUUGCUUUGCUUCGCAAAUGCCAAUUUCGUUAGAGAAAGGAUCAUCAAAUGGGUCUCCGAGGAAGAAUCAGAAGAUGACAAGGGAAACUCAAGAAGCACCAUUCAACUCGUAAUUCUUGACACCUCCAAUUUGGUGAACAUUGACACCUCUGGAAUUUCUUCUCUAGAGGAACUGCAUAAGAGUUUGUCUUCAAAUGGAAAACAGUUAGCCAUUGCGAACCCUAGGUGGCAAGUGAUACACAAGCUAAAGGUGUCCAACUUUGUGGGCAAAAUUGGUGGCAGAGUAUUUCUGACCGUUGAAGAAGCUGUUGGUAGCAAGAGCCGGUGCUAA